This is a messenger RNA of Oppiella nova, 1019 nucleotides long. The record is from the annotation of a GenBank genome assembly. Lineage: Eukaryota; Metazoa; Arthropoda; Arachnida; Sarcoptiformes; Oppiidae.
CCCAAUACUGUGCCAAAUGUGAUAAACUGUUAACUAAUAUUGGCUUUGAUUACAACAAACAUGUGAACAAAACAGUUGAUGAUAAUAAGUGUAUGACUAAUAGCUGCUACUAUUGUAGCGAUUGUGAUAUUUAUGAUAGUAAUACCUGUGCUACCGGUGCCGCCACGGCCUGUGUCUCCAACGGCGGCACCGCUCCUGCCGCUCCCGAUGGCCAUACGUGUAGUCAUUAUCAGUGCCAUCGACCGCAACAUCAAUACAAUAAUUUGGAUAAUUUGAGUCAAUAUUCACUUCACAUGGAAAAGGAUUUUAGGUACUACUUCCAGCACCCGUACGCCCGGCUAUUCGUCGCCUAUUUCGUAGUGUUUUGUAAUUUUCUAAUCUUCGCGGAGGACCCGCUCUCGCACUCACUCAUGGAGUGCUCGAUACCGGUGUUGGGGAACGUCAUCUCGUUCGUGGCCACGAAGUACCCGCACGACCCGUACUGGACGGCCGUCAAGGUGGGCCUGUGGUUGACGGCCAUAUUCGUGGGUCUAGUCUUUGGCAAAUACAUUCUCCAUCACAUUAUACUGCGGCGGGUGUUGCGGCUCAAGAUGUUUCGGGAUGAGUGCGGCACCUGGAUGGUCAUGUUCGCCAGUGUAUUCAUCUCGUGCUACUUCUUCUCGUUUAUCUACAACUUUCUGCUCGUCUGGGCCAACCCUAAGGCCGAGGAGCUGCUCAUUAACUCGUAUAUGGGUAUGACGUACGCCUCGUUCAUGAAAGUGGCCGCUUGUGGCACGUGGUGUGGGGACUUCUUCACCGCCUGGAUGAUCACCGAUAUGAUGCUCCAGGACAACCUCUACCCCGGUUGGGCGCAAACGUUGCGGUCGUUUUGGCACAAACACACGACGACCCGGAUAUGUGUCUUCUGGACGGGCGCUCUCGUGAUCGCAGCGCUGGUCAUCACUCUCAUAGUGACCGACAAGAUAUCGUGGGAUAACCUCAACAAAGACUUCAUCGCCAGCACAGAGUUGUCGCGCGCU